AUGAAGGAUUCAAAGGAUGAUGCUUGGGUUGCUAAUAUUGAAGGUGAAUUUUUAGUAACAUGUCAAGAUGAAACUCAAACUUCAAAGGGUGAAAAAGGUUGGGUUUUAGAUUCUGCUGCAUCUAUUCAUGUUUGUAAUGAUAAAGAUUGUUUUGUUGAAUUGAAAGAAAAUAAAAAUUAUGGAAAUAUUGUUGUCGGUAAUAACAAGAAAGUGAAGAUUGAAGGUGUUGAUAGUGUUCAUCUCAAGCUUCACAAUGGUGUUGUCAAGAAGCUUCGUCAUGUGAGGUAUGUCCCAAGUUGUAGUCACAAUUUGGUUUCUUUAAGUGAGUUAGCUUCUCAUGGAUAUACCUACAUUGGUCAAAGAGAUGGAUGCGAAGUGUAUAAAGAUGAUGUUCUUAUUUUGCAAGGCAAAAGGAAUGAAAAGAUGCUACUGUGA
This is a messenger RNA of Pistacia vera, 435 nucleotides long. RefSeq lists its product as uncharacterized. The transcript has a single exon. Lineage: Eukaryota; Viridiplantae; Streptophyta; Magnoliopsida; Sapindales; Anacardiaceae. The record is from RefSeq and is a predicted model, not a curated record. The coding region runs from base 1 to 435 and encodes 144 amino acids.